This is a messenger RNA of Tupaia belangeri chinensis (Chinese tree shrew), 7282 nucleotides long. It is a transcript of the gene FOXO3, whose product is annotated as forkhead box O3. Lineage: Eukaryota; Metazoa; Chordata; Mammalia; Scandentia; Tupaiidae. Gene Ontology annotation, biological process: regulation of transcription by RNA polymerase II. The transcript is spliced from 8 exons. Gene Ontology annotation, molecular function: DNA-binding transcription factor activity, RNA polymerase II-specific; RNA polymerase II cis-regulatory region sequence-specific DNA binding. Bases 1 to 2538 code for a protein of 845 amino acids. Gene Ontology annotation, cellular component: nucleus; mitochondrial matrix. The record is from RefSeq and is a predicted model, not a curated record.
AUGGAGGCCUGCUCUGGGUUGCAGAAGGCUGCACGCAAAUACACGGCCCAGCUGCUGGCCCCCAGCACAGCCCGAUGGCCCCUGCUCUGCAGCCGAAUGCACGGGGCCCUGAUGUUGGUCAUUUUCAAGGGUUCAGGGACGCCACUGCUAGAAAGUGCCGCCGAGCGCGCCAGUUUCGCCCUUCAUCUUACAGAAGAGGAAACAGAGGCUCAGGAAGGUUCACAUGGGCUGGAAAGCCGAGCUGGGGUUAUACAUCACCGUCCACACUGCCAGGCUAUAAACCGAAGGCGAACUCGGGCUUCUCAGCGGUCAGGCCCACAGAGUGGAGAGGAGCGUCACGCGGAGGCGCAGCACACGAUCAGAGUCCCUUUCCCUAAACGUCCUCUUCCCCAAACACCAAAUGCCAUCACACAUUUGAACGCGCACUGGAGCGCAUCAGCACACUGGUGGACUGGGGGCAUUCGCAGCCUAAGAGCGAAGGCGCAGACCACGGAGGGUGCUGAGGGUCCACCUCGCGGCCAGGGCGCGCGUGUCGUCUCCCGGGCAGCGCCGCGCUUUGUUGUCGCCGAGGCUCGGGAGGGAGGAGGAGCCCGUGGGGACGGCUGCGGGAGCCCGCUGAGCCCCGGCUCGCGGCGCGCGCCCCGACACCCACGCCCCGCACCCAGCACAGCCGGCCCGCCGCCCCAGCCCUCCCCCUGGGCGGGGACCCGCCCGCCCGCCGUCAGCCUAGCCCCGGAGACUUGGCGCUCCCCGACCUGUUGGAAGAUUUAUGUUCCGACUUGCUCCCUCCCCCUGUUCCGACUGGAAGGGGGUGGAGGGCACAACGUCCGCGAGCAAAUAAGCCACCCAAACCCCGAAGUGGCCGUUCCUGUCGGGCUCGGCCCUUUGCAACACCCGCAGCCUCAGCAGUCACUGCCGCCGCCGCAGCCGGGGGCGGCUGGGGGCUCCGGGCAGCCGAGGAAAUGUUCGUCGCGGCGGAACGCCUGGGGAAACAUGUCCUAUGCCGACCUGAUCACCCGCGCCAUCGAGAGCUCCCCGGACAAACGGCUCACUCUGUCCCAGAUCUACGAAUGGAUGGUGCGCUGCGUGCCCUACUUCAAGGAUAAGGGUGACAGCAACAGCUCUGCUGGCUGGAAGAACUCCAUUCGGCACAACCUGUCACUGCACAGUCGAUUCAUGCGGGUCCAGAAUGAGGGGACCGGCAAAAGCUCCUGGUGGAUCAUCAACCCUGACGGGGGGAAAAGUGGGAAGGCACCCAGGCGGCGGGCUGUCUCCAUGGACAACAGCAACAAGUACACCAAGAGCCGUGGUCGUGCAACCAAGAAGAAGGCUGCCCUGCAGACAGCCCCAGAGUCAGCUGACGACAGUCCCUCUCAGCUCUCCAAAUGGCCUGGCAGCCCCACAUCGCGCAGCAGUGAUGAGCUGGACGCGUGGACCGAUUUUCGCUCACGCACCAAUUCCAAUGCCAGCACGCUCAGUGGUCGCCUGUCACCCAUCCUGGCCAGCACAGAGUUGAAUGACGUCCAGGAUGACGACGCACCUCUCUCCCCCAUGCUCUACAGCAGCUCAGCCAGCCUGUCGCCCUCCGUGAGCAAGCCGUGCAACGUGGAGCUGCCACGGCUGACCGACAUGGCGGGCACCAUGAAUCUAAAUGACGGGCUGGCUGACAACCUCAUGGAUGACCUGCUGGAUAACAUCACACUCCCGUCGUCCCAGCCAUCCCCCACUGGGGGGCUUAUGCAGCGGAGCUCUAGCUUCCCAUACACCUCCAAGGGCUCUGGCCUGGGCUCUCCAACCAGCUCCUUUAAUAGCACCGUGUUUGGACCCUCAUCUCUGAACUCCCUACGCCAGUCUCCCAUGCAGACCAUCCAAGAGAACAAGCCAGCUACUUUCUCUUCCAUGUCACACUAUGGCAACCAGACACUCCAGGACCUGCUCACUUCAGACUCGCUUAGCCACAGCGAUGUCAUGAUGACCCAGUCGGACCCGUUGAUGUCUCAGGCCAGCACCGCUGUGUCUGCCCAGAACUCCCGCCGGAACGUGAUGCUUCGCAAUGACCCAAUGAUGUCCUUUGCCGCCCAGCCUAACCAAGGGAGUUUGGUCAAUCAGAACUUGCUCCACCACCAGCACCAAACCCAAGGCGCUCUCGGUGGCAGCCGUGCCUUGUCGAAUUCUGUCAGCAACAUGGGCUUGAGUGACUCCAGCAGCCUUGGGUCAGCCAAACACCACCAGCCGUCUCCUGUCAGCCAGUCUAUGCAAACCCUCUCGGACUCUCUCUCAGGCUCCUCCUUGUACUCAACUAGUGCAAAUCUUCCUGUCAUGGGCCAUGAGAAGUUCCCCAGUGACUUGGACCUGGACAUGUUCAAUGGUAGCUUGGAAUGUGACAUGGAGUCCAUCAUCCGUAGUGAACUCAUGGAUGCUGAUGGGUUGGAUUUUAACUUUGAUUCCCUCAUCUCCACACAGAACGUUGUUGGUUUGAACGUGGGGAACUUCACUGGUGCUAAGCAGGCCUCAUCUCAAAGCUGGGUGCCAGGCUGAAGGAUCACUGAGGAAAGGGGAAGUGGGCAAAGCAGACCCUCAAACUGACAUGAGAUCUACAGAGAAAACCCUUUGCCAAAUCUGCUCUCAGCAAGUGGACAGUGAUACCGUUUACAGCUUAACACCUUCGUGAACCCCGCGCCAUUUUCCUAACCCAGCAGAGACUGUUAAUGGCCCCUUACCCCGGGUGGAGCACUUACCCUCGGAACAGAACUCUAUAAAGUAUGCAAAAUCUUCCUUGUACAGGGUGAUGAGCCACCCGCCAGUGGAGGACAGCACCCGUCCGCACCACCCACCCUCGUUCAGAGCACAUUGGCGAUUCUGUGGUGUUUUAAUAUCGCGAUGGUUUAUAGGAUAUGUUAAGUGUUGUUUUUGUGUUUGUUUUCCUUUGACUUUCCAAGUUUUUCACAUGCAUUAACUUGCAGUAUUUUUCUGUUAAAAUGUUAACCGUCCUUCCCUUGGCAAAUUUUAAAAACAGUGAAAAUAUACCAGUUACCAUUCCAGCUCUGGGCAUCACAAGCUUUUGAGCCCAGGGAACUCCAUAAACUAACACAUUACAUAAACUAGAGGGGGAUUUUCUUUCUUCUUUUGUUUGGUACAAAAUUAUCCUUUUCUAAAAACCGAACAAUGGCACAAUUGUUUGCUAUGAGCACCGGUCCAGGACGAAACCAUGCAUAGGCAAAACCAGUGGAGCACAGCGUCCGACCCAGUGUGUUUUCAAUUCUGAAUCAGGGUGGUCUGUGGACAAUGCCCAGCACCUGGUCUGCAGUCACCAGAUCUGUAGGGCCUGUGGGCUCCUCCGUAUCCUCAGCUAAUGCAGUGAACAGUGUUGGUCUGUUGGUUAGAAACUUGGAUCUUUUCAGGAAAGAAAUCAGCUAGGCUAUUCACUCAUUGCCAAAUGCCACUAAAGGAUUUAGUUUUAAAGAGAAAAGGAAAAAAAAAUAGUCUUGUUUUUGUUUUGCAGGAGGAAUGAACUUACAGGUGAGCAUCAAGCUUGCAGUGAUGAAUGUGAGGAGUUCAAACCCAAGUCAGUGCUAAGGCAGUUCAACUUCACUUUUUCCUAAAUAUGCAUCCUUAAUUAUUUUCAGCCUUGCUCUGUAUAUCUGAUCUACUACUAAUAGUGUAUGAGUGAGAGGAAUAGCAUACAAACUGAUUUUUUACGUAUAUAUAUAAAUUUAGGUUGUAAUUGUACGAGUGACACCAUGGAAGUACAAGAUAGGGCAGUUUUUACUUUUUUUUUUAACUUCUAUGGAUUUCAUUUUUUAAAUUUGUUUGUUUUCAAAAAGUUAUGGUGCUGUAUAGGUGCUUUCUGUUUAACCUGGAAAGUGUGAUCAUAUUCGUUACCCUCUUUGGUAGACAGAACAGUUGGGAACAUCUUUGGUCCACGUGAAAUUGGCGUAACGAUGCUCUGAUUAGCACAGCAUAUGCAUACUUCUCCAAAGUGAUAUAUGAAGACUCUUUUUCUUUGCAUAAAAAGCAUUAGGCAUAUAAAUGUAUAAAUAUAUUUUACCAUGUACAGUACAAAAAUGGAACCUUAUGCAUGGACAUUAGGAAUCCAGGCUACUAUUUCAGCACAGGCUUCCCUGCUUAAGUUCUCACUGAUGCUUGCACUGUGGCAGUGGGCACCAACACGGAUGUGCCACCCAACCCCCGUACCCACCACCAGCCCCAAGGGGCUCCUUGUGCACCUUUGCUUUGUAACUCCUCUGCGGGUGCUACUGGUGGUGAUCACAGCUCCUAGUGUAAUGAGAGUUCCAUUUGGUAUUGUCACACGUCUCUCCUGCCUCGCUUGGGUUGUCAUGUUUGAGCGAUGGCCCUGUUGAUUUCGCCCUGCCUUUUACUGAAUCUGUAAAUUGUUGUGCAACUGUGGUUUUAGUAGACCUGUAGCGUAUUGCCUUUUCUAAACUGCUACACGUUUAUAAUCUUCAUUUUAAAAGUAUGUAUAAUUUUUAAGAAUAUGUAUUCAAUUCACGUGGUCUGCUUGUCAGUGAGUCAGACUAGCUUACUGUAUUCCUUUAUAAUAAUGCUAGCCACUUCUUUAAUUCUUUCAUAGUCUGCUACACACAAGAACUGUCCAGUAUGGAUGAAAGAGAGCUGCCUCUCUGGCUUCCUGAGUGAUGCUGCCCCGGAUGGGGAGGCAUUGCAGAGGCAGUGGAACAGGGGUGAAGAGGGGUCAGAUACAUGGGAGAAUCCAGAGUCUUCCGGUGUGAGGGCCCUGAGAAUGUCUCUCCAGAGUUCAGACAGACAAGCAAAAUGACUAACAAAAGAACUACUUGCCUUUACCAUUUAAUAGACCUUGGGAGCUGCUUUGGGAAUGAGGCAAACCCUCAAAUGUGUUUCAACUUAUUUUAAAGUCUGAAUUCCUUUCAGACAUGUGGCAUCUCAUUUAUUCUCUUCUUUUCCAGUGUUUGUUGGACUUCAAGCAGAAUGUCUUACAAAAUGUCCUAGAACCAGAUUAUAAUUUAAUCUGAAACAGCUGAGGGAAGAUCUAAGUAGGUAGAAAGGCAGGGCAGCCAAAGAACAGAUCAGGAAAAUGGAGGGGGAAUGCUUUGAUGUUUUUUUUGUGUGUGUGCAUGUGUGGUUUUUGGUGCAGUUUUGUGUUUUGUUUUUGUUUUGCUUUUUAAUAACUCAAACAGCAUCUACAUGUAAAGUGUUGUGAAGAGGUGAGACCAGGGCAAAGUCCAGAGCCGGGAUCAGCGCCAUUAGGCCAGCCAGCCUGAGGAGUCAGGCAAAGGUCUCCAGGUUAGGCCUGUCCUGAAUCACAGCACCCCCCCAUGUCAGCUGGCCACUCAAAGGCCAGGCUCGAAGGUGUCAGACUGCCUCGAGGUGUGGCCUUACAUGGAGACCUGCUUCCAGGGCAGGCCAACUAUUGGCCACCACAAGGCCUUCUGAGUCAUGGGUCCCUAACAUGUUUCUUUAUCUGGAACAUCUCACAGAAUACUUAGUCGCCUCAGGGGGCCAGGUAGUUGUAACGUGUGAGUCCUGAUGAGAGAACGGUCUGAGGCUAUCCUCAGCCUCUAGAAUAGCUGCUCUAGAGAGCUGCCUACUUUUUCAUGGAAAAUUAGGAGAGUACCUAAUGUCAAAAGCAUGACGUGCAUGACAUGCACUCUGGGGCUCUGUUCUCUCUAGAGCCCCAGAGCCUGUUACCUUGUACCAAAGCUAGAAAAGAGCUUUAUCACAAGCCUUCACUGUCCUGGCAUGAGAAUGGACUGCCAGGCUCUCUCUACCCCAUUAACUGUGAAUGAAUCUGAGGUUGGUCUUUUUUAUGGCAUCCUCUGCAGUACAAUGACUGCUGAGACACUUUUUUUAAAGAAAUCAAGUUCGUAUCUCCUGUUAAUGGGAGAGUUGGGCACACACGUGUACUGUAAGGCAGACAUGUUUGUUUUGGUAUUCAUUUUUAGCUUUGUGUGUGUGUCACUCGCCCACCCUGAGGAGAAGACAUCAUGGCUCACUACUCAGGACAGGUAUGCCCCAUCUCAGGGUGUGAUUUCAGGUGGCUCCAAACUUGGAUGUAGUUUAAGGAUGGCAGGGACAGAACUGGCUAAUAAAUCCCAAUUAGAGAUUAGGGAGCAUUUGAGUUUCUUGGAAAAGACCUCCAAGAAUAAGUAGCUAGAAAGCAAGUCCUCUGUUCCAUGCUGGUGCCAAGGACUGGUGAGAGGAAAUAAAAAUGUUACCCUUUCUCCCUAAAGCAAAGAGACAGUUCUGACAGUUCUAAACUCCCAUUUUUCUCUUUCUUGCUGUAUUUGGGAAAUAUCGUAUGAUUAGGCAUAUUUUAUAAGGAAAAAUAAAAGCAAAAUUUUUGUAGAAAUGCAAUCACUGAUAAAGAGGUACGAUAAAGCCAGCCUCUCCUCGAGCCUGGGGAGGCAGGGUGCAACAAGAAAAAAGUGAAGUUCUUGUGUAAUUGUGUCUGCCAAGCAAGAUCUUAAAGCAGAUGCCCAAGUAACUGAUAAGACUAUAUUUGAUCUGAAUCUUAACUGAGUAAUGUUUUAUGCAAUUUGAAUGAGUGGAAUAUUUUCCUCUUGUUUAGCUUUAUUUUUACGUAUUUCUCUUUGAUGUAUGAUUGGGUAUGAGGCCUCUGCCACACUCCAGAAAUCCUUGUGCGGCUGCUUUUAAAAACUGUGUGUCUGGUCACUUAUCUCUCUAAAAUUAUCUUAUUGCCUGGCAAUCAAUCAGUCUUCUCUUGUAUACUUGUCCUAGCACAUUAUGUACACGGGAAAUGUAAACAGAUGUGAAAGAGGACCAGAAAAAUUAGUUAACAUUUUUUAAAAAAUGUAUUGUACAUUUUGGCUUCACAUGUUUAACUUUUUUUAAGAAAAAAGUUGCAUGAAUGAAAAAAAUCUGUAUACAGUAUCUGUAAAACUGUCUUACUGUCUCAAUUUCUUGCUCAUACCCCAUACAGACUAGAAUUAAAUAUGGUGCAUGGCCAUAUUCAAACACCGAAGAGUCUAGCAGUUCAUACUUUGGUUUGAAGCACCUCACCCUUUCUUUCAAAGCGAACACUAUCAUUGCAUUCUUACUGAGGAUUUUAUCUAACCGUACGUUGCCAUGAAUGAACUCUGCCGCCUUUCUUCCCAAGGAUCAAAACCAGUUUGAUUUGGGAAUCUUCCCCUUUCCAAAUGAAAUAGAGACGCAGUACUUACUUUCCUUGGUGUUUGUAGAUAUUGCCUUGUGUAUUCCAUUUAAAACCGUAAUCUAGUUUGUAAAAGAGAUGGUGACGCAUGUAAAUAAAGCAUCAGUGACACGC